This is a messenger RNA of Oldenlandia corymbosa var. corymbosa, 861 nucleotides long. The record is from the annotation of a GenBank genome assembly. Lineage: Eukaryota; Viridiplantae; Streptophyta; Magnoliopsida; Gentianales; Rubiaceae.
AUGUUUGCAAGGUUUUUCAAAAAUCCCUCGGCAUCUGAAACAAACCAAAACUCACUCAUUAAACAAGUAAAGUUCAUCAAUGGUACUCCUACAUUGGAGUAUGAGGAUGAUGAAUUUGAAAAGCUCAUUGCCCCGCAUCAAUUGAGUCUUGUGGGAAAAUUCUCGUAUGGUCUCCCUAAGAUGGAGGAAAUCCAUACGGAGUUCAAGAAGAUUGGCUUCAAUGGUGGCUAUACAUUGGGUCUCAUGAACCCUAGACAUAUUCUGAUCCGAUUUGAGGAAGAAGAUGACUAUCAAAGAUGUUGGAUUAGAACAUUUUGGAAUAUCGCGAGCUUCUCAAUGUGCAUUUUGAAUUGGACACUGGGAUUUCGUUUUGAGGAAGAUCCCCUCGUUGUUUCGAUUUGGUUAUCUCUUUAUGAUCUACCGGUUGAAUUUAUGCACCCGGAGGUUAUUUUCUCGAUGGCAUCAGCUAUUGGUCAGCCUCUAAAGGUUGAUACUCCCACUGUGAAUAUUACGAGGCCGUCAGUUGCGCGUUUUUGCGUAGAAGUCGACCUUAUGAAGGAUCUCCCGAAAUCUUUGACGAUUGGAAAGAAAGCACGCCAUGUGACUCUGUUGGGUAGCACAAGUCCCUUGGAUGUGGGAACCUGUUUGGAUGAUGGUAUGCUGGGGAUAGCUACUGAAGUAGAUGAUUUGGAUGAUAUUGACCGGGGAAGUUGGUCUGAUGGCGACAUUGAGAAUGCUCAUGUUAUAGAACUGGCGCAAGGGGAAGGUUCGAUACAUAGAAAGCGUGGUCGGAAGUCUAAGGAUGAAAAGGAGACGUUGCUUAAUGGCCUUGGGCCAAGGCGGUCUUCGCAACUGCAAUAA